This is a messenger RNA of Komagataella phaffii GS115, 462 nucleotides long. RefSeq names its product Subunit (17 kDa) of TFIID and SAGA complexes, involved in RNA polymerase II transcription initiation. Lineage: Eukaryota; Fungi; Ascomycota; Pichiomycetes; Pichiales; Pichiaceae. Bases 1 to 462 code for a protein of 153 amino acids. Gene Ontology annotation, molecular function: protein heterodimerization activity; transcription coactivator activity; RNA polymerase II general transcription initiation factor activity. The record is from RefSeq and is a predicted model, not a curated record. The transcript has a single exon. Gene Ontology annotation, biological process: RNA polymerase II preinitiation complex assembly; DNA-templated transcription initiation. Gene Ontology annotation, cellular component: SAGA complex; transcription factor TFIID complex.
AUGACCAACGAGCAAGCUGCCAUCCCAAGAGAUGUCAGGCUGCUGCACCUGAUAUUUGCUACUCAGAACAUCUACAGUUACCAAGAUCACGUUCCUCUUCAGCUGAUGGACUUUGCUUACAGAUACACAACAGGCACUUUGCAGGAUGCCACAAUAUACAGUGACCAUGCCCAUGCUAGCGGCUCUCAUAUUUCAAACGCAGGAAAUGCCGGCACUAAUGCCCAGCUCACCACUGAGGACAUUCGAUUGGCCAUAGCUGCUAGAACCAACUAUCAGUUCAAACCUGUUCCUCCUAAGGAAUUGUUGUUAGAACUUGCUGCCGAGCGAAAUAAGAAGCCUUUACCUGCAGUGAUUCCAACGUGGGGCAUUCGUCUUCCCCCCGAAAAGUACUGUCUUACAGGUAAAGACUGGGUACUGGAAGACGAAGAGGAGGCAGUUUCGUAUAAGAAGAGGAAGACUUAG